UACAGUGUACGUAUAUAAAACAAGAGAAGGGGCAAGGGCCAGGCGCGGUAGGGAAUAUGGACUAAGGCUUGGCUUGGCUUGGCUUGCUAGAAUCAAUUCCAUUUUAUUGUUAAUCAUCAGCGCGUGCGUGUAUCGCCGCUGUCGCCAACUUGAUUCUUCAAUUAAUUAAUUAAAUAAUUAUAAACCCACCAAUUCUACUAGCUUGGUCAAGCUAAACCUAAGAUUUAAACCUAAUGGUGCUGUGCAGUCGUAGCAUCGCAAUUCACACCCCGCACCGCCCAGCCCACGCUCCACUAUUAAUAUUAUCAGCGUCAUCAUCGUCUCAUAAUAAGAUCUAUUUUUCCGGGUUAGUACUUGUUUAAUUCUACGCUCCCUUGAUUUGGACUUCCAUUGGAGUUGGAGAAGAGGAUCGCCAUGGCUGCUGAAAUCAAGAGGUGGAACAAGAAGAGAAAGCAGCCGGCGCAAGAUGAAGUGGGAGAAAUGCCCUUUCCAAAGCAUCAUAAUAAUAAUAAUAAGAAGAAGAAGAAGCAUGUGUGGCGGGAAUUGCAAUUGCAAUUGCAAAGCCCUGGUGCGGAUUGCGACUCUUGUUCUUCUUCUUCUUCGUCGGAUUCAAACGCAGCAGACGUCAACACCAACUUCAACUUGUGCACCACUGCUGCUAGUACCCAACACUCCUCCUGCUCCUGGUCCUCCCAAGAAGAAAUGAACACAUCCGAUGACCACCCUUCCACUUAUUCCGAUCAUCUUUCCUUAUCAGGAUCCAUUCAAAGUACUGAUAUUGAUACACAGCUACCGUCAUCAAUCGACCAAUCCGAUAACUUAGCUUACUGUAUAUGCUCAUGCUCGUGCUCAUGCUCGUGCUCAUCCUCCCAUUACAAAACUAAUGCCGACACUACAGACCUUGAGAAUCUACCUUUUUACUCCAAGGUAGUCGUCCAUCCUAACAACUACAUUCUUUCGUCAGGCAGGUGGUCGGUUAAUCAAGAUGAUCGGGCUCAACUGGGAGGCGAGAAACUAACGAUCGACAAAGAGUUUGAACAAUAUUUUUCCAUGCUUAUGCUCUAGUAGUUGUACAAUGUGUGUAGUAAUGUGCGAGGCAUGGCGAAAACUUCUCUAUCACCGCCUUCACCUGUACUGCAUCUAUGUAUGUAUGUAUGUUUGUAUUUUAUAAGGAAAUGAAUGUACAUAGAAUAUUAGUGCAAUAGGUCUGAUGGAGAAGAGUCUAAGACUAAGUCUAUCAAGUAAACAUCUUAAAAGUAUUCUAAGUCAUUCUUAAGAGUUUCGAAAUA
Messenger RNA from Andrographis paniculata, 1289 nucleotides. RefSeq names its product protein FAR-RED-ELONGATED HYPOCOTYL 1-LIKE-like. The record is from RefSeq and is a predicted model, not a curated record. Gene Ontology annotation, biological process: response to red or far red light. Lineage: Eukaryota; Viridiplantae; Streptophyta; Magnoliopsida; Lamiales; Acanthaceae. The coding region runs from base 415 to 1065 and encodes 216 amino acids. The transcript has 3 exons.